This is a messenger RNA of Peronospora matthiolae, 1002 nucleotides long. The record is from the annotation of a GenBank genome assembly. NCBI's taxonomy places the organism in Eukaryota, Oomycota, Peronosporomycetes, Peronosporales, Peronosporaceae.
AUGCUACAUCGUAGUGUCGCACGUCUCGCCUGCGGACUGCGCUCUACGUCGUUGGCCCUCGCACAUCCAUCGGCACCCAAGCGCUUUGUUCCCACAACGACCCGCUUUCAGUCUCAUAUCUCGGGCUCCGCAUCGCUAUUGCUUCAAAAAUGGAGAUUUGUGGCCGCUACUGCAGUAAGCACGAGUGCUUCGUAUGCUUUUUGCUCGACUGCUGCUUCAGUUACGGAUACGAUCAAAACGAAUAGAGCAGUGUUAAAGGUGGUGCUCUAUCAGUACGAACCGUGUCCCUAUUGCUGCAAGGUGAAGGCUGUACUGGACUACCUCAAGCUCCCGUACGACGUGGUGGAAGUCAAUCCACUGACCAAGAAGGAGACCAAAGCUGUGACCAAGUAUGCCAAGGUGCCAGUUGUCACUAUUGGCAAUGACGUGGUCGUGGACUCUUCGGCAAUUAUCAUGCGACUGUGGGACCUGGUCGUGCCAGCUAAAAGCUCCCAGCUUGAGCAUAAAGAGCCGCAGGAGGAGGAAGCCCAGUGGUGCCAAUGGGUCGACCAGAAGCUCAUUGUCUUGACCCCUCCCAAUAUCUAUCGCACGCUGCCGGAGGCGCUGCAGGCUUUCGACUAUUGCUUGGCCGCUGGCAACUUCACGUCCAUGGAACGUCACUUGUCCAAGUACGUCGGGGCAAUGGUGAUGUACCUCAUUGCCAAGCGGUCGAAGAAGAAAUACGGUAUUGACGAUGAGCGACUGGCGCUGUAUGCGGCUCUGAAUAGCUGGGUUGAUGCGGUUGGUGACAAGCGCAUGUUUCUUGGAGGGCAUGAACCAAACAAAGCAGACCUCUCGGUCUUUGGUGUCCUUCGUGCGAUGCACGGCCUGGACACGUACAACGACGUGAUGCGUGAGACGGAGAUCGGGCCGUGGUUUCGAUGUAUGACGGAUAGGGUUGGCUCCAGCUCACGCACUGCAAGCAAGCAACUAGAGAUCACGGUCAAGGAGUAUAGAACUUGA